AUGCAGCCGAUUAUAUUACUCGUCAUCUUGUCGAUUGUUAUUAUUGUCGAGUUUGUCAUGCGUCGCACGGGUGUACUCCACAAAAUUCCCAUCAUCAAGCGUCAUAUCAACCCUUCGGCUGACGAGUUCCGUAACCGUCAGUUUUCAGCGUUUAUCAAGGUAUGCAUGAACAGUUACGGUCCGUUCAUCACCGAGGUGUUGCUCAUCCUAUUCUGCAUCGACGUAGGCUCGUACAAACUGCUCAAUGCCAAUCCUGCAGUCCAAUGCAACGGCAACGAGUAUGUGGACUCUGUGCGUGUCACCUAUGGUCUCUUCCCCAUCAUCUUUGGGUUCCCAUUACUCAUCUUUGUGUUGUUGUUCCGCUCACGUAAACGUAUGAAUGAAAAGAAUGUCAUCCGUCGUCUAGGUGUCUUCUUUCUCAAGUACAAAGACUCGUUUUACUUUUGGGACGUGUUUUUGCUUAUCAAGCGUCUCGCCAUUGCCGCACUCUCACUCAUCCAGUAUGACUCGCCCGCACGUUCCAUCUCGCUUGUCGUCGUCACGUUUGGCUCGCUCGUCCUCCAACUCAUCUACCGUCCCUUCCUCAGUGACAUGGAUAAUAACCUCGAAACCGUCUCGCUCACCCUUCUCUUUAUCAGCUGUAUCUACCUCGACAAUGACCUCUACCUCGAGACCGAGCAGUACCUGCUCAUCAUCUCGGUGGUCGUCUUUGGCUUGGCCGCCGUCCGAUUCCAAGGCCAAUACUUUUUGAAUGAAAUCCGUACCGUCAUCCGUCCAAUCCUCGACAAGAUCAACGCCAUGAUGAACAAUGACGAAGAAGAUGGUGCCGACCAAACACACAAAGAAAAGGAUGUUAUUGGUAAAGUCGAUCAAAAAUCUCGUAAUAUUCCAUCAUUUAGUGCUAGUUCACAUCAUUCUCCUUCCGGUGCUGGUUCAUCUUCUCCAUUCCACAAUUCACACUCUUCAAGUAGAGGAAAUAUUAAUCGUAAUGGAUAUACUAUGAUUUCAAGUGGAGAAGAUGAUGAUGAAGAUUAUGAUGAAGAUGAUGAUGAAGAUGACGAUGACAAUAAUAAUAAUAAUAAUAAUAAUAAUAAUAAUCGUCAAUAUGAAGAAUAUAGUUAUAAUAGUACAACAAGACAUUCUAAAAAAUAUAUUUUUCAAGAUCCAGAGAAUAGACAAACGAUUGUCAAGGAUCAAGGAUGUUUGCCGGCACUCGUCAUGUUCAUGUCAAAUGACAAUGAGGAUGUGUCUGCAUUGUGUCUCGAAACACUUUUGUUGUUGGCACAAACCGAACAGAAUGUGCAGGCCAUGUCGAGUGAACCUGGUUUGGUCAGCGGAUUACAAAAGAUGACAGGCAAACAACAACAGGUGGCACAACGUAUCGUCGGGUACUUGGAGCAACCCAAAAAACAAUCUACCACAUCCUUUUCCAUGUUGGUCGGCGAACGUGUACCCAUUGCACUCAAACAAUCUAGACCAUCUCCAUCAGUCAGCAGUGCCAACACACCACCCAACAUCACCACAACUGUACCCAACCCAACUGUCCAAAGUAACAACAGUAAACAAAUAGACGAUAUAUCACAAAUCAUGGGACAGAGAGUUGGUAUGAAUAAUGAAGCCACCAAGAAACAGGUUGAAGAGUGUUUGUUGCAUACCAAAGGUGUCAUAUCGUUUAUGAUCGACCUUCAUUCGUACCAAGCUACCAUCAGAUGUACCAUAACACCCGACCAGGUCAAGACAGCUAUCCGUAACACUCUCGGACUCUCCGCCUCGCUCAUGAUCGAUGGCCAAGAAGAAGUCAACCAGAUGCCAGACUACCUUGAUGAAAUCAAUCCAAACCUCACUACACCAAGCAAAAAGCCUGCAUGGGGCUGGAACUCGAUCGUCUCAUUUGGCAGUAUGACCCAAGACAAGGCCACCGACAAGAACAAUGGUAAUUGGGGUUGGGGAAGUAUUUCUAAAGCACUUUUUGGUUAA
Cavenderia fasciculata is the source of this 1977-nucleotide messenger RNA. RefSeq lists its product as uncharacterized. The coding region runs from base 1 to 1977 and encodes 658 amino acids. The transcript has 4 exons. Gene Ontology annotation, molecular function: metal ion binding. Lineage: Eukaryota; Evosea; Eumycetozoa; Acytosteliales; Cavenderiaceae. The record is from RefSeq and is a predicted model, not a curated record.